Engraulis encrasicolus (European anchovy) is the source of this 7215-nucleotide messenger RNA. Its product is annotated as NACHT, LRR and PYD domains-containing protein 3-like. Gene Ontology annotation, biological process: intracellular signal transduction. The record is from RefSeq and is a predicted model, not a curated record. Gene Ontology annotation, molecular function: protein binding. The coding region runs from base 382 to 3957 and encodes 1191 amino acids. The transcript is spliced from 12 exons. NCBI's taxonomy places the organism in Eukaryota, Metazoa, Chordata, Actinopteri, Clupeiformes, Engraulidae.
UAUCUAUCCCUACCAUGUGUCACCGGGCACCAUGCAGUUUACAGUUUUAUGAUACAAGCCUACCGUUAUCUGUCUGAAGAAUAGCCAGGGCAUACAUUUUGCGCGAAGAAUUUCAGAAAGGCUGUGUGACAGCUUUUCCCAAAAACUGCCGCGUGAAAUCGGAAUAUCCCCCAGGACGUGUGGGCUGGGCUGGGCUGGAGUUUGUUUGAGACCACAACAGGAAGGAAGAAGCGGUUUGGUGUGUUACCCACCACGAAAGCUACUUCAACUACUAGGCACAUCCAAGACUAAAACAUCUUUUGUGGAAAGCCGAGAGCGUCGAUACGAAGAUCUGUAAGUUGCUUGUUAAUGUCUCACCAAUAGCCUACAGUCAGUGUGGAGAUGGAGCAGAUAGCAGUCCACAAAGCUCACCUGCAAAGGAGGUUUGGGAGUCUGGUGAAGGGAAUCAGCCCACUCAGUCCGAUGUGCAGAGACCUGUUCAUCAUUCCAAACCAGGGCUCAGGAUACAUGAACACCCAUAGGGGGGAGCUCAGGCACAUGGAGAAGAUGGCAUGGGACGAGGCAAAUUGGGAUAGACCAGUCCAAUGCAGUGAAAUGUUCCAACAGACUCCAUUGCACCGUGAGAGACAAACGAAUAGAGUUGCAAUGACCAUGGGAGUGGCUGGCAUUGGGAAAACGGUCUCCGUGCAGAAUUUCAUUCUGGACUGGGCUGAAGGAAGAUCUAGUCAGGAGGUGGACUUCAUACUGCCUCUUCCUUUCCGAGAGCUGAACCUCAUGAAGGAGAAAACCAUCAGUCUGAUGGAUCUUAUUACACACUUUUUCUCCAGCAUAAAAGAUCCCAGAGUACUCACCAAGUCCAAGCAUAAAGUCAUGUUCAUCUUUGAUGGUUUGGAUGAGUGUCGACUUCCUCUUGAUUUCCGCUCCAACCCAAAGUGCUAUGAUGCAUCCCAAGCAGUCCCAGUGGACGUGCUGUUGACUAACCUCAUUAAGGGGCAUCUGCUUCCUUCUUCUCUUGUCUGGAUCACCACCCGGCCAGCGGCUGCCGAUCAGAUCCCUUAUGAUUGUCUCGACCAGUUGACAGAAAAAAGGGGGUACAGUGAGCAUAUGACAGAAGAGUACUUCAAGAAGAGAAUGGCAGAUGAUAACCUGGCUAGCAGAACCAUCUCAUAUAUGAAGACAUUUAGGGACAUCGGUACCAUGAGCCACAUUCCAGCAUUCUGUUCGAUUGCAGCAACUGUAAUAGAGAGAAUGUCAGGCGGAUCUGAAGGUGUAGCGAUGCCGAGAACCCUCACUCAGAUGUACACCCACUAUCUGAACAUUCAGACCAGUGCAAGGGAAGAUGAGGAUGUUGGAAUGAUUGUCAAAUUAGGGAAACUGGCUUUCCAACAGAUGGAACAGAGGCAGGGUAAUCAUAUUUUCUAUGAUGAUGACCUGAGAAAGUGUGGCAUUGAUGUCACAGCAGCUACAGAGUAUGCAGGAGUGUUUAGUCAGAUCUUCAGAGAGGAGGCUGUUAUGCACGAUGACAAGGUUUUCAGCUUUGUGCAUCUGAGCAUUCAGGAGUUCCUUGCAGCUUUACACGUGUUCCUCUGCUUCAACAGAGAGCGAGACAUGCCAGGCCAACCGGGAACCUCUCAACUCUCUUCUCUUUUGAGAGCUGCAACACAGGAAGAUUUAUACCAUGGAGCAAUUGAUCUAAACUUACAAAAUGAACACCUACACCUUUUCGUACGUUUCCUGGUGGGGUUUUCACUGGAGUCCAAUCAGAGUCUCCUAAGAUACUUACUGCCACAGGCAAGCAACCAAUCACUGAGCUCAGAGUGCACAGCCCAGAUAGUCUUGCAAAAGAUUGGCAGUGAGAGUAUGUCAGACAGAGUCGACUCUUUCUACCUCCUGAAUGAAGUCAAUCAUCAUGCUGUGGUGGAGCACAUAGAUCGAGACUCUGGAACUCUGUCUGUAGAGAUGCCCUUACCCAAAUCGAGACUAACCAAACAAUUCAGAUUGAACAUGUUAGAAAACCAGAUGGAUGGGUUUGACCUGCAGAAGUACAUAAAGACACCAGAGAUGGAUCAAACAGACUUACUCAAUCCCAAUGACGUCCUUGAGAGGCUGAUGCCAGUAGUCUCAACAUCGGUAUCUGCUCGGAUGGAGACGGGUAUUCUGACAGAGAAUAGCUGUUCCUAUCUGGCGUCUGCCCUGAUGUCACACUUCUCCAAUCUGCGACAGCUCAAGUUGAGUUACAACAGAGUACGGGACUCAGGAGUGGAGCUUUUAUGUUCGGCUCUUUCGCAUAUAAACUGCAGACUGGAGGAACUACAGAUAGUUUUCUGUCAGCUGACAGAGAAGAGCUGUUCCUAUUUGGCCUCUGCCCUGACUUCACCCGCCUCACAACUCAAACAGCUGAACCUGAGCGAUAACAACCUGCAGGACUCAGGAGUGAAACUCUUAUGCUCUGCUCUUCGACAUCCAAACUGCAAACUUGAAGAACUACAGUUAUGGAGCUGCAAUUUGACAGAGGAGAGCUGUUCCUAUCUGGCCUCUGUCCUGACCUCCCAUUCAUCUCGCCUCAAACAGCUGGACCUGAGUAAUAAUGGCAUCCUGCAGUCCGGGGUGGAGCUGUUAAUAUCUGCCCUCACUCAUUACAACUGUGCACUGGAGACUCUAGAGCUAAAAUACUGUCAGCUGACGGAGAGCGUCUGCAUCUGUCUGCUGUCUGCAUUGAAUUCUGGCAUCUGCAGCCUGCGACACCUCGUGCUGCGGGAGGACGGCCUGCAGGAUCAUCAGGAGAAGCUAUCUGCCCUGCUGCAGCACCCGCACUGCACACUGGAGACACUGCAACUCAAUGAUAAAACCUACAAGAAGGAGCCCUCAGCCUCCGCUAGGAGCUUCCACCCUUCAGACACUCCAGAGGCCCUCUGUGUCGACACUCCCAGGGGCUGUGCAUCAUGUGAUGCUGUUCCGGACACCAGCUAUUGGGCCCUGGUGAAGCCUGAGGUCUCCACAGACCAGGGCGUCUCCUCCUACAUCUUGAGCUCUGCUGCAGGGAGCUACGAGUGCUUGGUGUCCCGUCUGCGCUGGUUUUGUGCUGGUCCAGUCACCCUCCGGUACAACUUCCUGGACUGGUACGCCUCUGCUGAAGAGCUGGCCCGCUUGCAGUGCAGUCCAGCCGGUCCUCUGAUGGACAUCAAGCUCACCUCAGGCGAGCUGGAGGAGAUCCACCUGCCCCAUUUCCUGUGUCUGGGCGGAAGCGAGUCACCUGUGCGCGAUGCUGUGAGGGUCCUGCAUCGCCGUGACGACGGAGUGUGUGUGGAGACGUGUGAGCUGACCCGACACCAUGCCAGACUGGUACAGCCCUCCUUCUCUCCUCUCGGCGUCAUCUACUACAUCGCCUCUCUGGUCCUUCCUGUGAAGGUGCACUCCAAGGUGCUGGUGUACCAGUGCAGCGCCUCUCGCCGGGUCUUCCGCUCGUACCUGCUGCCCGAGGACGCUCGUCUGAAGCAGGAGGUGCAGAAAGACGAGGAGAGGCUGGGAGGCGUGUGGAGGGACAGCCCGCACCCGCCUAACCCUCUUCAGAUGAACGACUGCUAUCGCCUGGACACGGACUGUCCCUCCGACAUCUAUCCAGAUCAGCUGGUGCUGAGGUACAGCAGUGACACCCCCAACUUCUUCAAGGUGAAGCUUCCCGAUCCAGCCCUCACCUCCUUCCACAUGCAGCUGUUCAGCUCCGCGCCCAGCAGGGGGCAGCCUGUGUGGAGAGCAGAGUUCGAGUCCUCUCAUCAUCAUGUGGCAACCACACAGGACGGGCAGACCAGGACACGGGACCAAGCAGAAGACCCUGUUCGUUUAAUUGGAAACAACACACAGACUUCAGUGGCUCCGUCAUUGUCUGAAAACACAGUCCAGAGAGAUGUGAACAUCAACUCUCACUUCCACGAGGAGCGCUGGUGUCGUCUACUGUGAAGUGCACCGGUAGUCAGCACAGGUGGGAUCACCUACAUCGUAGGACCUGAGAGGAUGGAGGGAGUUCCAUCUGCAGCAGUCAAAAGUCAAAAGACUAACCCGCCCCCUCCGCCCCCCCGCCCCCCAUGUAUACAUAUAGCCUGUCCACACUGGUUUACUGUAAAUAUGUGUAUAUAAAGUUGUAUAUUGCGAUAGCCGUGAUGUUUGUAACUCAUGGCUGAACUGAACAAAAGGUCACAUAACUGGCAAGGUAUAUGUUAUCCACUGGGUGGCGAUCUAUCACUAAAUAACGUCAGGCCCAUACAGAACAUACUCUGUGCUGUAUGUAUGUGUGAACUCUGUAUAUUUGCCCAUAUUACCCAAGAGGGCCUACGAGGAUGGAUGUAGUGCAGCCUGCAGCAGUCAACUCUGUAUAUAUUCCAUUUACUGUAUAUUAUUGUAUAUAUAUGUAUGUGUAAAAGGUGCAUACUGGUAUACUCUAUGUGCUGUAGUUAUGUGUGUCUUACUCUGGAUAUUUGGUUUGUGUAAUAUCAUGUGCGUUCUGUGAAAUGCUAUAAAUUGCCAUUUGAAAGAUACACAAUUAUUUUCUAUUCAAUAAAUGAUUUAGAAAUCAAACAAAGUUUCUCUUAACGCCAACCUUCAAAUAUGUUUAUGGUCUCUAGACUGUGUGUGUGUUGUGAAGGUUCUCGGGAACGUCCUCAGAUUAGACGAAUAGCUUUGAAAAUCCCUAAACCCACACUGCAUUUACUGUAAAGGGGAAUAUACAGUACGGACCAUGGAAAAUGCAAAAGCAGAUUGUUGUUGUUGUUGUUGUUGUUGUUAUAGAAUAGAAUUGCUGAUGCCAUUGUUAAAAUCCAUAUUUAUAAUUGUACCUUUUAUAUACUGUGCUCAGAUGAGUCUGUUUGUGUCUGUUUGAAAAGAAAGAUCACGGUCACAGAUAAUGAAACAAAACCCCUCAUAUCAUCAUGCGUUUUAUUUGUAAAAUAACAAAUUGAAUUUCCAAAUAACAAAUACAGCCUGCUGUUUUAAAAGUACAUGCUGGACAUGAGGCGAUGUGCAUGCAUAUCUGCACAAAUGAAUAAAUAUCAUAAAUAGAAGUAGAAAUGCACUCAGAGAGAGCAGACCUCCGCCAAGGAAGCUGUUUGAUGGAACAUUUGACUGUUACACCCCAUUUUUUUUCAAGUCUUUCUGUCUUGUUUUUGUGGAAUUUUGACAUUCCAUUUUCUAUCCCGCAACGGUGCAGAAUCUUGACAAAAUUCCUGGAUCUGGAUCAUGAUCUGGAUCACCACCAAUUAAAAAAAAAACAAAAAAAAACAAAACUUUUUUUUUGUCCCUUUCGUCAUUUCUAACAACUCCACAAAGUUUCAUCAAAAUCCAUUCAUAACUGUUCGAGUUAUCCUGCUGACAGACAGACAGGCAGGCAAACAGACAAACCAACGCGACUGAAAACAGCUUCCUUGGCGGAGGUAAAAAUUUUAUGUUUAAUAUUAUUCUACACCAGUAGAGGGCGAUGUUGCCCCCAUGACGACUCGCGGGACACCAAAAUAAAUGCAGACAAGCCUGUUGCUGUGUCUCAUGGCGCACAAUGUUUCAGUGUGUGAUUAAUACGCCAUAUACACUGAAACAUGAACACUGAAGUGCACAAGUGCUCCAUUUGAGAUGCAGCAUGUGUGUAGCCUUGGUGCUCUGCUGGUGCAGACAUGUGUGUGUGUGUGUGUGUGUGUGUGUGUGUGUGUGUGUGUGUGUGUGUGUGUGUGUGUGUGUGUGUGUGUGUGUGUGUGUGUGAGAGAGAGAGAGAGACAGAGACAGAGACAGAGAGAAUGUGUGUGUCUGUCGUUUUGUACAUGCACAAGUGAAAAGUCAAAACACAUUUCUGUCUACCUAAAAAGUUCCAGAAAAAAGACAUUAAAUAAAGAAAUGAUAAUGACUUAAAUUUCUGUAAAGUGUAUACGGUACAUAGUCUACUAUACUUGACAACAUUAUCAAUUCUGCUACCCCAUCUCAGACAAAUUACACAACAUACUCUUUGGUAAGAAAGAUCAUAAAAUCAGAACAUGUUUUUAAAAAACCCUGACGGAACAGAAAUAAUGAAAAUAGGCAUUUUGGAGGCAAGGUCUUGCCAAACAUGAUAUACUCAGACACAUUACAAAAAUAUAACAUUAUUUUUCUCUCGACAAAAAUAAUAAAUGUAUAACAUUUUAUAGUGCUGCCAGAUAUGAGUGCAAAAUCCGAAGCAGAAAGCUGUCACAUACUAUAAUGUGCAUAUCUCUGUAGAGGGACAAUGUACAGGAAAUGGUCAAAAAAGGUACUGCAACUAUGCUGCUCAUUGAAACUGGGCUGCCUAUUGCCAAAUUUGAUCUUUGCAUGAAAGUUUACUAAGUAAUAAACAAAUAUUUUCUAGUAUGGUCCAAGUACAGUCAUUUUUGCAGCUAAAAAUGGCUAUUUUUGGAAAUUCAAAAUGGCGGACCAUGGAGAAGAUCCCCCUUUUCAUGUAUGAAAAGUGAAAUUUUUCCAGUCAUAAUGAAUACUUAGAAUUUGAUGGUGGUGGUAAGUAUUCAUGAAAAAGGUAACAUUAGUGAAUGGGCAGCAUGAAUUCUGGAAAUAAACAGCUACAAAUCUCACACAGUGUCCCUUUAAAAACGAAAGACCAUGAGAGGUAUACUGAGAGGCUGGUUCAGGAGUAAACCAGGUCUUAAGACAAUGAGGACUCCAGGCUCUUCUAUUACAUCAGGGGUGGGCAACCUUUUUAAUUCGAGGGGCCACUUCAUAUUCAUCCGAGGGCCGUAAAAGUCCUCCGAGGGCCGCACUAUGAACACAAACCAGGAUUUCCCCCUGCACUUUAGGCCUAUAUUGAAAGCAGCCACCUUUAAAACAGACCCCACCUUCUCUAGGUCCCCUGAAUAUAACUUGAUUGUAUUGCAAAUGUAUUUUCUAAGAUUCCAUUACAAAAUAUGUCAUAUUUCAUGUGAAGCUACAUAACAUUAGAAUUACAUCGGGGGCCGGAUAAAACGGCCUCAAGGGCCACAAACGGCCACAAACGGCCCUCGAGACAUAGGUUCCCCACCCCAUGCAGUCUUCUAGGUGUUAACCAAUGCCUCUUAAAACAACAAUGUAAAUAAAUUAAUUUUAAAGGACAAUAUGAAUACUAUUUUGUCAGUAUGGACCAUUGGACCAUGUGAAUAGUGGUGUGUCAGGAGGAGCGUGUUUUUCCUUCUCCAUAAACAGGCAGGACAGGAGGGCUAUAUCAAGAACCUGUUU